Molecule: messenger RNA, 1561 nt
Organism: Dinoponera quadriceps
Lineage: Eukaryota; Metazoa; Arthropoda; Insecta; Hymenoptera; Formicidae
Product: SET and MYND domain-containing protein 4-like
Exons: 2
Coding region: 388-1473 (361 amino acids)
Molecular function (GO): protein binding
Source: RefSeq, a predicted model, not a curated record
UUGUUAGCCCGCUACUGGUUUUAGGUUGAAGCGAGACAAGUAUAUGUUUUCUCACUUCAAUUUAUUAAUCUAGUUCAGUGAUGCAGCGAAAACGAACAGACCUAUUAGUAUUUUGACCUUGUGAGGCAUUCAUUCCGAGAAAUGAUCGUCUGGUUAUACCGCGAAAUAGGAUGUGUCACAGAUAUGAGAAGAAACAAAUUCCGUUCGAUCCUAACAAUUCGGUUGUUCUGCUCUUUGUUAACUUAGAAAAAAGAGAGAGUGUAAUGUAUAACUCACGCGUUUACUUAUGUACGUUUACUAUACCGGCAUACCGGUGUGGAGACCUGUUGCGAAUAGUUUAUAGAUCAUCUGCUUACAAGUAUUGGCAAUAUAUCUUGAAGAGAAAAAAUGGCAUAUCAUAGGGAUAAGUUAAUGUUCGCACUUUUGAAGGCAGACAAAUAUUUUGAUGUUAUGGACAGCUUUCAGAAGCUCAAGACUGAUCAGGAGCGUGUGAUAUUUACUUUUAAUAUUAUAUGGGAAAAUGGUGUGAUUCCUAAUGUAAUUAAUAAGAGAAAGAAUGCCAAAGAUUCUGAAAGACUGCGGAAAGAAGGCAAUAAUAUAUUUGUCAAUUGUAAUUUGAGUGACAAUCCAUGCAUUAAUGCUUUGAAUUUCUAUACAGGCAGCAUAUCCUUCGCACCUUAUCCAUCCUUGCAACUUGCUCUUGCUUUUGGCAAUAGGUCGUUUAUUUUAUAUAUAUUGGAUUUAUAUUCAGAAUGUAUUCAGGAUAUCGACAGAGCAUUGGCUUUAAAUUAUCCCAAUGACCUGAAAGGAAAACUCUUUAUACGCAAAAUGCAAUGUCUAAUCGCAUUGGGCAAUCCAAUUGAGGAAGAUAUGAUUAAGGAGACAGAGCAUUGGAUAAGUGAGAUGACCAUGAAUCCCAAUAAACUAAAAAUGCAAGCCAAACUGGAUGGAUUGCGCAGGAAGAUCGAGCAGGGAAAUAUUCAGAGCAGUCCUGUUAGAUCAGAAGAAUCAAAAAGUGAAAUUCCUCUGCCUGUUAUCAAGUCCUGUAAUAAUGAAAUUCCUUGUGCAUCAGAUGCUAUAUUCUUGAAAUAUGACAAGCAGUAUGGUAGACAUGUUGUCGCUGCUCGUAACAUUGAUGCAGGUGAACUACUUGUUGUAGAAAAGUCCUACUCGUUGCUGGUGACACAAGAGAAGAGACUGACACAUUGUUCAAAUUGUCUGAAAGUAUGUUGGGCUACUAUACCCUGCAAAAAUUGCGUUUAUACCUUAUAUUGCUCAGAACAGUGCAGGGACAUCGCAUGGAAGAAAUAUCAUGAUAUGGAAUGUGAUAUCUUUACUAUUAUGUGGCUUUGUGAGUGUUCUGAUACUGAUUUCCUUAGUUUGAGACUUGCUGUGCAAGCUGUGAAAGAGGCUGGUAAUAUAAAACGAUUGAGAACCAUGUUGAAGAAAGUUGAUGAAUCUGAAGGCACGUAAAAUUUAUACCUUUUAUUAUUGUACAGCAGCAAAUUACGCUAUUCGCGGUAAUAUUGUUUCAGAUCCAAGAACUAUGGGUUUCUCCUCA